UAUUCAUUGAUAUUGGUUAUUGGUAACUGCACUGUCUGGUCUGGCCUUGUGUUUAAUAAUGUUGAAAAUUCGCACGAAUCAUCAUCCUCUUUAUCGUAACCACCUUCUUUUUCGCACACUUUUGUCCAUUUCUGCUGAUCCUGGUUCACCCUUUGACUCCAACAUUUAUAAACAAUUUCUUCAUUUUUACCCCCCAAAAUAAACCAUGGCUGACAAAGCCAAACCCGCCCUUAAACCCCCCACGGGGGGAGCGUCCGGCUUUUUUCGGAGAUUAUGGAACACCCUCAUCUUCUACAGGGUCGGAGUCCUCGCAAACUUAAUAGAAAUCUUUACAUUUCAUAGGAAAUUCGAUUUACAAAAGGUGCCUCGUCGCCCGGGCGAGGUGGCCGUCGUGACCGGGGGAGGGAGAGGAAUCGGGAUUGAAAUCGUUAAAAAAUUACUCAUCCUGGACAUGCACGUCGUAAUCGGCUGUCGAAAUAAAGUCUCUGGGACCGAAGCGGUCGAAAAACUACGAAAUUCCGGAAUCGUCACCGGAACAACGAACGUACUCGCACUCGACCUCACGUCGCUCCAAUCCGUCCGCGAUUUCGCUAACAAAAUCAUCGUCAAGUAUCCUAAAAUUCACAUCCUCAUCAACAACGGUGGGAUCAUGUCUGUUCCCUACAGCGUCACCGAGGACGGAAACGAGUCUACAUUUCAGGUCAACUAUCUCUCCCACUUCCUCCUGAUUAAUCUCCUCCUCCCCAAACUAAUCCGUGGGGGACGGUCCGGACGAACCAGUCGGAUCGUCAACGUCUCCUCCGCCGCGCAGUACGGGGGCAAAAUCGACUUUGACGAUAUCAACAUGACGCAAAUGUACUGCAAAUCGAUGGCCUACAUGUCCUCCAAACUGAUGCAAGUCGUGUCCACGAAGCAUCUCAACGCCAAGCUGGAGAAGGAAGGGGUGCACCUCCGCGUCUACGCCGUCCACCCAGGCGUCGUCCAUACCGAUUUGUACAAAAAUAUGGGCCUCAUUCUCACCUUCAAAUUCUUAUUCAGAUUUUUUUACAAGACCCCAGAACAAGGCGCCGACGGCGUCCUCUACGCCGCCAUCUCCUCCAAAUUCGAGGGGGAAGGGGGCCACUUUUUCUCCAACUGUAAAAUCAGCUCGGUCAACAAGCUCGCCACGAAGUCCUCCGUGGCCCAAAAGCUGUGGGACCUUUCCUGCCGAAUGACUUCCUGGGAGGACAUCCCGCUCCACGAAAUCGUCAAAAGCACCAUGAUCGCCGUCCGAAAAGGUCCCUCCGUCACGGAACCCCCGCCCCCACAAAAUGCCCUAAAAAAGAACAACGCCGACCGGAAACGGAAGGAGAGCGAGGCUAGAAAACAACUCGAGCGCCAAGAACGCGUCGACAUGGACGACGGCGUCAAAGUCGUCGCGGCGCCACAAUCUGCCGCCCCGCCCCGAAUUUCGAUCGCUUCGGCGUCAUCCUCCUCAAUUUCAUCGUCCCUUUCGACCAACACGAUCGUCGGGAAUGACCAAGUCGCGGUGGUCAUUAUUCCCGCGACGGCGACGGAAGCGAGCGACAGUGACGAGGGGGACGGGGACGAUGUCAGUUUUAGCGGAAAAGUGGACGAUACAAGAAAAGAAGAGCAAGAUGUGUCGUUGUCUUCGUCGUCAUCUUUGGUCAGCAAUGACACCUCGGCGACGGAAGUCGUCACUUCCGAGUUUGUCUCAACUUGUGUGCCCUCUUCGUCGUCGUAUCAAAUUCAAGAGGACGAUAGCGUCGCCACAAUUUCAAAAAUUGAAAAGUAUGACGAUAACGUCACCAAAAAUAGUGUCAGUGUUUCAGAAAUUGAACAAAAUGACCACAGCGUCACCACAAAUGGUGUCAGUAUUUCAAAAAAUGAACAAAAUGACGAUUCCGUAAAAAAUGGCGUCACUAUUUCCGAAAUUACGGAUGAAUUCGAUUUCCUCGAGGAAGAAUAAGAACUCGACAAAAAUCAUCUUCCUCCUCUUCAGUCGUAAAUAUGUAAAUUAUAAAUUAAUUAAACUUAAAUGUAAUACUAAAACAAAUAAAUGUUUAAAUAUGCAAAUGA
Molecule: messenger RNA, 2079 nt
Organism: Folsomia candida
Lineage: Eukaryota; Metazoa; Arthropoda; Collembola; Entomobryomorpha; Isotomidae
Product: dehydrogenase/reductase SDR family member on chromosome X
Exons: 6
Coding region: 206-1969 (587 amino acids)
Source: RefSeq, a predicted model, not a curated record